AUGGCUUUGGUAUACCUCAAGUCAAUCAUUCUCCCAAGCCAGAAACCGCUCCAGGUCGGCGAGCGCCAACGCCUGCUGGACGUUGAGCAGCAACCUGAACGACAAUCUUCAGUGGACUCUGGAUCAAGCAACCGCGGCUACGACGAUAAGGCUUCGCACUCGCGGGGAAACUCGUUGCUUCAUUGUCGAAUCAAUCCCAGGAUCAUCUCAGAUGCCACGAUAGGUCUUUCAGAUGGCUUGACGGUGCCUUUCGCGUUGACGGCAGGUCUAUCCGCAAUUGGCUCAACUCGACUGGUCAUAUACGCAGGAUUUGCUGAACUGGUUGCUGGAGCGAUCUCCAUGGGUCUUGGCGGGUACCUGGGAGCAAAAGGUGAAGCCGAUGCGUACUAUGCAGCCCUACAGGAGACCAAGGAGUGUGUUGCGAUUGACACCCACAGAGCCCGUGAGAUGGUACACUCUGCUUUCAACCGAUACGACUUCUCCAUCGACACACUCGACCGCCUGACACACGGCCUUUCUGCUCGUCCAGAGCAGUUCGUCGACUUCCUAAUGCGAUUUCACCAUCAACUAGCAGAAGCCGACUUUACGCCUUCAAGAGCGUACAUCUCCGGUCUGACCAUCGCACUUGGCUACUUCCUGGGCGGACUCGUACCAUUACUGCCAUACCUCUUCUUCUCGAAAGUUUGGGAAGCAUUGUACUGCAGUGUCCUUGUUAUGGCGAUUGCCCUGUUCACGUUCGGCUGGGUCAAGACGACUCUGGUGGGCGAGUGCAGCGUUUGGGUCUGCUUCCGGAACGCGGUCCAAAUGCUGGUACUCGGUGGACUGGCUGCUGGCGCAGCUAUGGGCUGUGUCAAGGCCAUUGGAGGUUGA
Messenger RNA from Fulvia fulva, 870 nucleotides. Its product is annotated as Vacuolar iron transporter cccA. Gene Ontology annotation, cellular component: fungal-type vacuole membrane. The record is from RefSeq and is a predicted model, not a curated record. The transcript has 3 exons. Gene Ontology annotation, biological process: intracellular manganese ion homeostasis. Gene Ontology annotation, molecular function: iron ion transmembrane transporter activity; manganese ion transmembrane transporter activity. The coding region runs from base 1 to 870 and encodes 289 amino acids. NCBI's taxonomy places the organism in Eukaryota, Fungi, Ascomycota, Dothideomycetes, Mycosphaerellales, Mycosphaerellaceae.